UAGCUCGCUUCAUUGGAGGCCCAGCUCUGAACGAGCCGCUGUUCUCCCCUGAACCGACUCCAACAUCUGGCAGUCUGCAGCAGUGAUUCACAGGUCCGCCUCCUCCUCCUCUCUCGGCUCGCUGGAUCAGCACUCUGGACAGCGCACCCCCCUCCUCCGCGUCCACCCCCCUCUCACUGAGUGGACCGGCAGCGUCUGCGGCCAAUGGCGCGCAAGUCGCGGCAGCAGCAGCCAAUCGCUAGCCGCCGUUUCUCCCCCACAUCCAACCCGUGCGACUGCGGACGCCCGCAUCCAGCAGCGGGUCUCCUCCACCUCGUCCCUGCAGCUCCGCACCAGCCAUCUGGAUCAUUGUGUUCCGAUCACCUGAGCAUCGAUCACCUCCGUCGCCUGUGAGCCCUGUCCCUCCACCCUCGGCUCCCCAUGGAAGGAACCUUCCAACCUGCUGCGAGACAUUCCGCAUCUGCUCCGCGUCCGCGGCCGCAUCAACAAGCGGGGGCCUCCUCUUGAGGACCGGAGAACCUGUGGACCGGUGCCGGAGGGGGGGGGGCGGCAUCGGAACCGAACCUCUGGACCCUGUAAGCUCCUUUAUCUCGAAGUUGCAGGAUGGAUUUGGGAGGAAGCGGCGCGUAAGAAGAAGGUUCCUUUAGAAGUGAGACGUCUGGGCUGAUCCUCGAGUCUCCCCCGGUGCUGCUCUUCUUCUCCCCUCAGUCCCUCUGCUGCCCCCUGCUGCCAUCAUGGGAACUGUGCUCUCGCUCUCCCCGAGCUACAGGAAGGCGGCGCUGUUCGAGGACGGCCCGGCCACAGUGGGUCACUACACGGCCGUGCAGAACAGCAAGAACGCCAAGGACGCCGCCGCCACAGCCAAGUCCCUCAAGCGGCCGUCCAUCAUCAAUGUGUUGCCAUGGAAACGCAUCGUGGCCGUGUCGGCCAAGAGGAAGGGCUCCAAGAAGCUGCAGUCCGACGGCGGCGACGGCGGCAAGGGGAGCUCACCAGACGGUCAGGUGGUCACGUCCUCCAGCUCGGCCUCCAACAGCCUGAAGCUGAAGAAGUCCCAGUCGUGCGCGAACCUCUCGUCCUUCUCGUCCAGCCAGGAGGCGGCGUCCACCACCGCCGCCCACCUGCCCGUUUCCAAGACGCUGGUCAACGUUGCCACCGUUGCCGCUAAAAAGAACUCACUCACUGGGAUCCAGCCUGCGACGGUGGCCGGAACCCCCAAACGAGUCAUUGUCCAGGCCUCCACCAGCGAGCUGAUGCGGAGCCUCGGCGAGUUCCUGUGCCGCCGCUGUUACCGACUGAAACGUCUGUCUCCCACCGACCCGGUUCUGUGGCUGCGCAGCGUGGACCGCUCACUGCUGCUGCAGGGCUGGCAGGACCAGGGCUUCAUCACGCCCGCUAACGUGGUCUUCCUCUACAUGCUGUGCCGCGACGUGGUGUCGGCCGAGGUGGCGUCCGAGCGCGAACUGCAGGCCUCGCUUCUCACCUGCCUCUACCUGUCCUACUCCUACAUGGGCAACGAGAUCUCCUACCCGCUCAAGCCCUUCCUGGUGGAGGCGGAGAAGGACGCCUUCUGGGACCGUUGCCUGGAGAUCAUCAACCGCAUGAGCGCCAAGAUGCUGCAGAUCAACACCGACCCGCACUUCUUCACCCAAGUCUUCGCUGACCUGAAGAACGAGAGCAAGAAGGAGGAGGAGAAGACUAAACUUUUCAUCGGCCUGGACCGGUGAAAAGGAAAGGGUGAGGGAGGGGCGGGAGGUCAGGGAACUACGGGGAACGGGUUCAGUCAUUUUAUCUUUUCUUUUAGCAGUGUAGCGUCACAUUGUCGUCCGGCAUCAAGGUCGCUCCUAAAACUCACGACCUCAUGAAACAUAUGUAUCGUAAAUGAGCUAAACUUCCAAAGCGAGCGAGCGCUGAGCCCAGAGUGCGUCCAAGUGUCCGGAGAGUCGACGUUUCCCUGCAAAAAUUCCACUUGCCCCAAGUCACCACUAUCUUAACUGCCGCGUUAGCAAGCGCCUGUACUUGUUUUCCGGUGUGAAGAGAUUUAGCUUCUAUAAACAAUGACAUCACGUUGCAUGAUCACAUGACCUUCCCCUGAUCUCCUGCCAAAAUGAAUGCACUCCUGGAUCAGACUGAUCAUUUAGUCAGAUUAUAAUCUGGUGGGAUGAAUCCGCGCGGAGGAGGAUUUCCUCAUACGCUUCAACCUGGCUGCUGCUCUGGAGAGGAAGCUUCUGCCCGGGCUACAUUGGACGCACCCCUCCACCCACUCUGUCUUCUUCAUCCUGGGCUGGACUCCCUCAUCUGUUCUAGUCGGGUUCUGCUGACUCAGCAAGCGUGACGUGCAUGUGAGCUUCUCGCGGUUUCCCAGCAUGCUUGGUGUUCGGCACAGGAAGAGACUGUGACACUUCGCCGGUGUGAUGUCACUGCGGCAAGAAACACAGACAGGAUCAAGACUGGAACUGACACACUGGAGCUGGUGUGCAUGGCAGCGUUGACAAACCCACACUCAAACACGGCGUUCCUCCACAGACACAGACCUUCACUGAUAAAGACUUGUCUCCUCCAGCUGAUGACGUCACACCCGGCGUCGAACCCGCGCCCCAGUCCGACUUAUCAAACUGCCUUUUUCGCAGGGACUUUGUGCCAAACCAGACCGAUGACUUCAGAAACUAACUGCCGAUCUGAGACAGAACUUCUCGCCACGUCAAGACGGCGACUCCAAGUGAAAAUGCCAAAACCGGAGACGCUGUGAGCGUCGUCACCCGGUCACAUGACUCUGACGCGGAGAUGGAUGCUUCGUUUGGCAAAGCUGCGAACAUGUAGCUGCAGUCAGGAACGUCAUGUAGCACCUGUUUUAAAGCUGCUGGUUAGUUUCACCAACGUAGACACCGUUACUCGUAUUUCACGACAAAUCUAAUGACAGUUUUUAUUGAAAGAAGAAACAGGCAGUUUAUGAAAAUGGACUGAAAAUCGCUGUUUAACAUUCCUGUUAAUGGACUGCUAAUCUGAUUUUAUUCCAAUAUUACACGUGCAAAACACCGCAAUGAAUUAUAUAGUUUAAAUAAUCUAUAGUAAACAUACACUGGAAUACAAUUCAAGAAAUUGCUAAUUUAAUACUUUUGCUUUUAAAAAACAAAUAACAAAUUUCCGAUUUUUAAGUUUUAGCUUAUUAACUUGACUUUUUUUAUUUCAUUUAUUUAUUGUACUUUUUUUUUUUUACAAUUUAGCAAAUAUGUAUUUAAAAUUAAAUCCAUUUAUUAAUUUUGCAGAUCAGUUCUGGCAAAAAAAAUGUAAUCUACCCUUUUUUUCUGUGAUUUCCCAAACUAGAUUCAGUUGCGUAGAUCAGCCUAUUAAGCUCUUUGCGUGAAAUAUUUUUCAGUUUGAAACAUAUCACAGCAUAAGACACAAGUUUCAAUUUGACCUUGUGAAUGACAGCGCCGUCUUGUGACAGGUGUGCAAUAACAAGACCAGUGUUGGUUUGUGAACUCCAAAAGUGAAAUCUCAAGUUUUGUGUCUCCAUUUUCAAUAUUUCAAUUAGAAAAUGUAACCUUGAGCGUGUCAAAAUUAAGCGACUCGCUGCGACUCAGAGUGUAUAUUUUCAUGUGUGUGUGUGUGUGAGAGAGAGAGAGAGAGUGUGUUUGUGUGUGCGUGUGUGACCUGGCAGCGCUCACAAACAGCCGGCGCGAUGUGGAGUAUUUGUCUGUGAGCGCUGGAGAGCCAGAGAUCAAACUUCCACCAGCGGAGGACAAACAGAGCCGGGGAAGGUGCCGCUUCCUCCCCACGACUGAUGUGCCAUAUUUUACCAGGACGGACUGAGAACUGACCAUGAGGGACUCACUUCCUGUUCAUUUGUGAAUCAUUAAUGUGAUAAGACUCUGAGGAGCAGAAGCUGCUGUUUUGUGUGCGACCAAGAAUCAUUGACAGUUACAGGAACUUUAUAUAAAAAUAUCUUUGCAAACCAGCUUCCUCCUCGUCCUUCUUUCUCACUCAAGAGACAUGGUUUAACAUGCUUAACUCACGGCUGUUUCUCAAUGUGACUCUUAUCCCCUGUGAGGUGAUCAACUACAGGCCUGGAGAUGGACGUCUGGGCCUCUUUACUGCAGUGCUGCGCCUGCGACCAGCCAUCAGGGAGGAGACUUUAUCUAAAAUAACGGUCAUUUUCAGUCA
Synchiropus splendidus (mandarinfish) is the source of this 4161-nucleotide messenger RNA. RefSeq names its product cyclin-dependent kinase 5 activator 1-like. Gene Ontology annotation, molecular function: cyclin-dependent protein serine/threonine kinase activator activity; protein kinase binding. NCBI's taxonomy places the organism in Eukaryota, Metazoa, Chordata, Actinopteri, Syngnathiformes, Callionymidae. The record is from RefSeq and is a predicted model, not a curated record. The coding region runs from base 735 to 1724 and encodes 329 amino acids. Gene Ontology annotation, cellular component: protein kinase 5 complex; cytoplasm. The transcript is spliced from 3 exons. Gene Ontology annotation, biological process: brain development; activation of protein kinase activity; positive regulation of cyclin-dependent protein serine/threonine kinase activity.